CCAGGGCAGGGGGAUGUUGCCAUCCACAGGACAAAGGCAAGAAAAGGGGAUGCCAUCAGAUAUAGGACUGUUGCUCAGAUGGGAACAGGAAGAGCUCUAGGUCCUUGGCACAGAAGUGAAAGCUGGGUGCCCUCUCAUUCUGCCCAUGAACAUAUUAUUCAGACAAAGGAAGGAAGUGAACCCAGGUUUCUCCACAGAAAUGCCACCUUGGUAUUGUUGCAAAAGGAGAACCGCUCCCCACCGAGAAACACCAGUAGGCCACCAACAGGAAAAGUCCGUGGCACUUUCCAGAAAAAUGACAAGCACACAGUGACCUGGAAGGAGCGCAGUGUUCUCACUAGGAACAGCACUCAAGCAACCCGAGAGAAAGAGGUUAGGCUUCUCCACAAGAAUGCCAGCCUGUCCCCAAAAGGGAAACAGCAGGGAAUACCCUCCACAAAUGUCAGUGUGAGGCCUCCUCGAGAAAAGCAGGAAACCUUCCAGAAAAUUGGCAAAAAGAGGAAUGGGAGUCAGGCAGAGCUGGCAAAAGGACCGGUUACCCUGUGCAGUCAGGCUGAAGCCGGAAAGGCUUCCAUGACUUCCCUAAGAACUGUCAGUCAGACCCUUCUGCAGGAAGGACUCAGUUCGUCUCUUAGGGAGGCCAGUCGAGCCUCACCAGGGAAAAGGCUCAUCACCCAGCCAAGGAGUAUCAGCCGGGCAGCAGAAGACAAGGCCCACAGCCCUUCUCACAGGAAUGCAAGCAGGUCACUGCCCAGCAAAGAGCCCAGGUCUCCUCACAGAAAUGUCAGCUGGGCCCUGACCAGAAGUGAGCAUGGCCCCCAAAGCAAGAAUGUUGUCCAGGUUCAGCUGGGAGAUAUACCUGGUGGUCCUUCCCAGAAUACCACCCAGUCAAAAAGUUGGAGAGAACAAAGCCUGCCUCUUCCAAAGGUCUUCCAAGGAAGGACAGGCUCACCAAAGCAGCAGCCUGCAAAACCCAAAGGAAGGAACAAGUCCAUCAUGCCCUCCCUGCCUCCCACUUGCUUGCUUUCUGAACAUGCCAUCGCUUGUGGGAAUGCCCACUUGAAACAGGUGCCCAAACUGACUGAUUCUGCUCUGAAAACCCUCUACCUGGCAGAGAAUGAGAUCAGCAAUAUCCCAGCUGGCGUUUUCUUGGGAUUACCCAACCUGGAAUGGCUGGAUCUCAGCAAGAACAAGCUGAAUUCAACUGGCCUGCACCCAGAAGUGUUCAAGGACCUCACCAAGCUGAAGCGUCUGAAUCUGGAUGGGAACCAGCUCACUUCAAUCCCAGCCUUGCCAAGUUCGUUACAUGAACUUAAAUUGAACGACAAUAAUUUAGCAGGACUUCAGAGACAGAACUUCAGAGGCCUCUUCAGGCUGCUUACCUUGGAGCUGAAAGGAAACCAGCUGCAUGAUGGCAACGUUCCCCCUACCACUUUCAGGUCCCUGCGCAGGCUUAUCUACCUGCGACUAGACCAGAACCACUUUCGAACUAUCCCAUCAGGUUUGCCUGCAUCUCUGCAGGAGCUGCAUCUAGAUUCUAACCGCAUUGAGGAGAUGACUGAGGGUGUCCUCAACAAAACCCUGAAUCUCUCUGUGCUGGUUCUGAGCAACAAUAUGCUGGAAGAGAAUCGUAUUGCUCCACAUGCCUGGAUUGACCUCCUGAAACUGGAGGCACUGGAUUUGUCUCACAACCGCUUAGUACACGUGCCCUCGUUUCUGCCCCGACAUUUGAAACAGCUGACUUUGCAUCACAACUGCAUUGAACGUAUCCCUGGCUAUGUUUUUGCCCAUAUGAAGCCUGGUCUGGAAUUCCUACAUCUGUCCCACAAUGUGCUGCAGGAUGAUGGUGUCCAUGCAGUCUCCUUCUUAGGGCUCUACCAUUCACUCGCUGAACUGCUCUUGGACAACAAUCAGUUCCAGGCCAUUCCCCGUGGCAUCAUCAACUUAAAGGGGUUGCAGGUUCUACGGCUGAGCCACAACCGCAUCCGGCAUGUCCCCCUGAACUCUGUCUGUGACACACGAGUGUCAGAAGAUUCGAAUAUUGUGUCCGUGCACCUGGAGAACAAUUUGAUAGACCGCCGCAGCAUCCCCCCAACAGCCUUCUCCUGUAUCAAAGCCUAUCAUAGUGUGAUACUGCGACCACAACAGAACGAAGAUGAUUAUUAUUAAGCCACUUGGGCAGUCAGACCAACAGCUCUGAAGCAACCACAAACUUACUAUGGGAAAAAAAGGGCCCUCCCCUGAAGGUGGGUGAUGGCUAGAGAAGGGACCUCUGCUGUUCAGGAUCUUAUGCUACUAAAAGAAUAAGAAAAAUGCAUCUACUCACAUCCCCUCUUCUCUAUAGCCAAUUUUACAUGCUUCCCACCCCCUGUAUCCCAUUUCUUUAUCCAAGUUAGGGGUAGCCUUUUCUUGUGAGUACUGGGAAUAGAAUUUUUGUUUAAAAAGAAAUAUAUUGUUUACAAAUAUAUAUAAAAGACCAGGCAAGCAUCCAGGCAGACAUAUUUCUCUGCAAAGCAGCAGGCAAAAUGACCUCAAGCUCAUCUUGUCA
Molecule: messenger RNA, 2548 nt
Organism: Candoia aspera
Lineage: Eukaryota; Metazoa; Chordata; Lepidosauria; Squamata; Candoiidae
Product: extracellular matrix protein 2-like
Exons: 7
Coding region: 79-2169 (696 amino acids)
Biological process (GO): extracellular matrix organization; positive regulation of cell-substrate adhesion
Cellular component (GO): extracellular matrix
Molecular function (GO): collagen V binding; heparin binding; protein binding
Source: RefSeq, a predicted model, not a curated record